AGGGGGCAGCCCGCAUGGCAAGAGACUUCCAGCAGCUGCCUCCACUGCUCUGUGCUGGGAUCAUGGAACUUGCCCUGCUGUGUGGGCUGGUGGUGAUGGCUGGUGUGAUUCCAAUCCAGGGCGGGAUCCUGAACCUGAACAAGAUGGUCAAGCAAGUGACUGGGAAAAUGCCCCUUUUCUUCUACUGGCCCUACGGCUGUUACUGCGGACCAGGUGGCAGAGGCCAGCCCAAAGAUGCCACGGACUGGUGCUGCCAGACCCAUGACUGCUGCUACGACCACCUGAAGACCCACGGAUGCUGCGUCCACACGGACCAUUACAGAUACAGCUUUUCCCAGGGGGACAUCCACUGCUCUGACAAGGGAAGCUGGUGUGAGCAGCAGCUGUGUGCCUGUGACAAGGAGGUGGCCUUCUGCCUGAAGCGUAACCUGGACACCUACAAGAAGCGACUGCGUUUCUACUGGCGGCCCCGCUGCCAGGGGCAGACCCCUGGGUGCUAGAAGUCCACACCCUCUACCCUGUUCCUCAGCAUGGAGCUCCCGCAUCCCCGCAUCAGUAUCUAACCUGAACCAGCCUGGCUUUUCAAACACUCCGUGGGGAGGUAGUCCCAGCCUCCCCCGGAACCCCCUACCAGUGCCUUCUAACCUUCUGAAGCUUUCUGAAUCCUCCCAGUUGAGGCAGCAGCUGUGUCCUCUGGGGUGGAUGGGAAUCUUGGGAGAAGCCCAAGCAAGGGAGCCCUCAGAGAUGGUGUUUGGACCAAAGCAUCGGGAUCGGGGGAGAGGUCUGCCGCUGUCCCCUACCUGCUGUCUCCCCGGUCCUUUCUCACCCCCUCCAGUAUAGUCUCGGAGCUACAACCGGAGCAGCCACUUUAAAGGGCAAUAUUGAUUUUUCUGUCCAUGUGACUCUCUCUUAAAAUCUCAAGGCCCUCCACUGUCCUAAGAUAAAGCCUCUCAUAGGCGUUGGGGACCCCGCACUGUCCGGCCGUGUGACCCUCUCCCCAGGCAAGCUCUGACGUCCCUGCAGGUGGAGGCCAUGCCUGUCUUAAACUCAGUUGCAUCCCCGGUGCCCAAAGCAACACUCAGAACCAAGGAGCUCCAUAAAUCCCUCUUGGGUGAAGCGCUAGACAAAGCCGCCAGUUCAUAUGGCUCCGGGCACCAGAGCCUUGAGUACUUUCUCCUGACUCCAGGCAUCGGCUCAGGGUGAAUUACAAGGGGCUACUGAAUGGCUAUUACUUUCAUCACGACUGAUCCCCACCUCCUCGGGGUCAAAGGGCUACUUUCUGGAAGUCUCCCCGGACUGACUCCUCCUCCCUGACUGCAAAGGCUCGCUCUGUCCUCCAAGCUCCCACAAUGCUUCACGGCUCUGCCGCUUACCAAGCUUGGCCUACAGUGGCAAAUGGAACUUCUCUGAUCUCCCCCAACAAAACUGGAGCCCUGAAGGAUGGAGGCCAUGUCUGUACCAUCUCUGUUUCCCCUGUUUCCCCACAUACUGGGUGCUCAAUUCAUGCCUGUGAAUGGAGCAAGCCCAUAAUGGAUACACAGAAGUUGCAGCAGAUGGUGUGGGUACCCCACCCAGAUCCCCUCCAGGCCCAAGGCCCCUCUCCCUGAGUGAGGCCAGGUGUUGGCAGCUCACUGCUCCAAUCUGCCUCCUUCUCUUAAAUAUUGCCCUGGUCUACAGGGAGCUGCCUGCCCCCCGCCCCACCUCUCCCACCAAGAGGCCACCUGUCACUCAUGGCCAGGAGAGUCUGACACUAUGGAGGGUACAACUGCCAGCUCCCCUGCCUCUGUGCAGGAUUGUCUGGGCGGAACAACACUCUCGAAUUCCUCCUGGGAUCGGGCUGAGGCCAGGCCUUUCCUGGAACCACCUCUCUGCUUGGUCGGACCCCAUGGCCUAUUCAGUUUUCCUGGUUCCCUCACAGGUUUCUCCAGAAAGUACUCCCUCAGUAAAGCGUUUGCACAAGAA
Cercocebus atys (sooty mangabey) is the source of this 1962-nucleotide messenger RNA. It is a transcript of the gene PLA2G2D, whose product is annotated as phospholipase A2, group IID. Gene Ontology annotation, molecular function: phospholipid binding; calcium ion binding. Gene Ontology annotation, biological process: arachidonate secretion; negative regulation of T cell proliferation; lipid catabolic process. The coding region runs from base 15 to 500 and encodes 161 amino acids. The record is from RefSeq and is a predicted model, not a curated record. Lineage: Eukaryota; Metazoa; Chordata; Mammalia; Primates; Cercopithecidae. The transcript has 4 exons.